Messenger RNA from Physcomitrium patens, 1444 nucleotides. NCBI's taxonomy places the organism in Eukaryota, Viridiplantae, Streptophyta, Bryopsida, Funariales, Funariaceae. The record is from RefSeq and is a predicted model, not a curated record.
GUGGGGCGUGGAGCAGUGGCGCAGGAUUCAGGCUAAGCUACCGGAACAGGGCGCCUGUGGGCGCCCUGCCCGGUAGCUGGUGCCCAGCGACGGAUUUGGAGUGCAAGCAGCGCAUGGAAGUUGGGUCACGCGGUGGAAGGUUGCGUAGUUGAGGUGGAGAGGCGAGUUUGGAGGGAGUGAGCGCAGGACUGAUGUAGCAAGCUGGAAGGGUCGAGCGUUUCUGUAGAUGGCUGGUGCGCAUGCACGCACAGUUCCGUCGAGUUCCGUUCUCCGGUCGGGCAAUGCCCUGCUGGGCAAUGAAGGUGGGAACGGGUUCGCUCAGCCGACGCUAUCGUCGCUAGCAGCGAGGCGGUCUCAAUUUGGAGGCGCCAACAUGCUGGCAGGAUACACGAACAAUCCCCUGAUCAACGGGGUGACAAAUGCAGGACUCGCAGGUAUUGCGCCGAGUUUGGGCGGGACAGGCAACCCAGGCUCGGGCGUGGGUGGCACGACCUUGAUCACGGGGUCGAGUGGGGACUUCAGCGGGGUGCAGAGGAACACAGGUGGUGCGUCGGAAGGGCUCGCACUGUCUGGGCUGGUGGGGAUGGGGUUGCCCGCAUCACCGGUGUCGAUGUCAUCUGCGAUGGCGAACCAGCAAGUGAGCUCUGGGCUGUCCCGACUGGAGCAGCAGGAUGUGCUGCUCCAGCAGCAGGUGCGUUCAGCCACACCUCCGCUGUCCGCGACAUCGCCGCUGGCACAGUUGGCGCAACAAGCGCAAGGGUUGCAUGCAGAGAGGGGUCCGCAAGGGUCUCAGCAGUUGGGAGGUGGGCAGCAGAGUUCCGGGUUCGCAAGUCAGACGGCAGGGAGUGGGUCACAUGGAAUGGGUGGUGGUGGAAGCCACCAGUCGUUGGUGUUAGGGGGCGGGGCACAACAGGCGAACGGUGUAGGGUACGGGAGCAACGUGCAACACGGGAAAGCGAUCGGGGCGAGUGCACUGCAAGGGCUGGUGUCCGCGAAGGAGGAGCCUCAAAGUGUGGGUCAUCCUAUGAAGGUGCAGGCGGCGGAGCUUUUGACGCCGAAGAUGGAGAUGAAAGCGGAAACAGAGCUGGAUCAGAAGGUAGUUCAGCAGGCAAUGCAACAGUCAAGGUCCGGUAGCAAUGUGGGUGUGACAGCCGAGAUGCAGCUGCAAGAAGCACUGCAGAGGCAGCAGUCAAAGCAGUUACAAGCUCAGUUGAGCGCUAUGCAGCAGCAGCGGUUGCUACAGGGUGUUCCGCAGCAGCAUUUGCACGAUGUGACGAGUCUGCAAGCACAGCAACAGCAGCAUUUGCAGCAGUUGCAGCAUCAGCAACAGCUUCAGCUUUUGCAGCAGCAAGCGAACGCGUUGCAGUCUGCAGGUGGGUCCGUGAGCACUUGGUGGUUGAGCGGAGUUUUGGAUGGUUGCGGGGAUUGAGACGGGGGUGCGACG